AUGAUUUCCCUCACAAAACAGGGCGGCAAUACGCACCAGCAGGCCGUUCCCAGGCCUCGCACCGACCGCGUGGUCCCCAAACCCGUCCCGGAGGCUCAGUCCAAGGAUCCCCGCGGCUACCAGCUCGAGCAGCUGCGCAAGCGCUACUCGCCCCGCGAAUCCACCGCCGCGGACGGCACCACCACAUCCCUGGUCUUCCGCAUCAAGCCCUCGGAUCCGGACUUUCCCUUUGAGCUGGAGCACUUGCAGUGCGACCUCCGCGUGCCGGAGGACUACCCCGAUGCUGUCCCCGUCCUGCACGUGCGGAACAGCGAUAUCCCGCGCGGCUUCUGCAUCAACAUUGAGCGCGGGUGGGAGAGGCUCGUCGAGGAACGCCGGGGCGCUACGCUUCUCGCCCUCACCUACGCCCUGGACAAGAACCUGGAAAAGUUCCUGUCCGAGCAGGAGGUGGCUACCGUGAAGUUGGUCACCUACAAGGACGAGGGCGUGAAGGAUACCCGCCACCUCGAGGCCGCCGCCAUCGCGGCCAUCCCGGGCCCGGCGACCCAGAUCACAAAGACGCCAUCCCCGGCCCCGGCGCCGCCUGUGAGGCACUACACUCCUGAGGAGUACUUCACCAAGGAGGAGAUGGCGGCUGCCAAAGCCCGGCGCGCGCAGGAGACGCGGCAGUUGGAGACACGCAUGGGACGGCUGUCUCUGUAUCGCCGAUCGCCGGACGGCAUCGUCUACACGCUCCCUCUGGAGCCUCGUCGCCGUGCCGAGCUAUCUCCCGGGUUGCAAGGCGUCAAGACGGUCCAUCUUAUCGUGCCGCUGCUGUACCCGCUGCAACCGCUGCGUAUCCAGCUCAACGAGUGUGACUCGCAAGACGCCGAGCCCUUGGAGGAGCUCUACGUACAGAAAGCAGCGGAGCAGAAGCAGAUGACUCUCACGAGCCACCUGAACUACUUGGCUCAGAACAUGCACGUCUUAGCAAAGCAAGCAGCGGCGCCGCCUAAGCCUGCUGCUGCUCAGGCGGUGUCAACCCAGGAACCUGAAAAGGAUUCCAAGGCAAAGGCACCGGCCAUGGAUGACGAUGACCGCAGCCAUAUCAAAGUUAUCCCGCGUCCACCGGAAUGGAGCCGUCCCGGCGCCGGUGAAGACAACACAGAUUCGUCAGACAGCUACGAUUCAGAAGACGACUCGGACGAAGGCGGCGCCGACCUCGACGCAGAACCACCCAGCCUCUCCUCCGGCCUCACCCCGGAAAGGGGCACAUCCAUCUCUUUCCCGACCAUCGAGCUCCACAGCAUCGAGCUCUUCCAGGUCUCCAUCCUCAACCUGAGCGUCAAAUGCUCGCGCUGCAAGACCAUCAACGAGAUCACCGGCCUCAAGCACGAGGUCCCCCAGACCUCCACCUGCCGCAAAUGCGCCGCCGGCCUAGCAGCGCAGUUCCGCCAGACGCUCGUCCACGCAAACUCCACCCGCGCCGGCUUCGUCGACCUCACGGGCUGCGCCGUCUCCGACAUGCUCCCCAGCACCUUCGUCCCCGUCUGCGCCAAAUGCUCCACCGCAAGCCAGGGGCUCGUCGCCGUCCGCGGCGACGCCGUCACGAACGUCUGCCGCGCCUGCCACGGCAAAUUCACAUUCAAGAUCCCCACCGUCAAGUUCUUGGCGCUCUCCGCGGGGGGGCUCGCGGCCCCGACGACGGGACCCGUGAAGAGGGCCGAGAAACUCGGUCUCCACGCGGGCACCCCGCUCCCGGACCGCGGCGCCUGCGCGCACUACCGCAAGAGCUACCGCUGGUUCCGGUUCUCGUGCUGCGCGAAAGUGCACCCGUGCGAUCGGUGCCACGACGAGGCGGAGAACCACGUCAACGAGUGGGCGAACCGGAUGGUGUGCGGGUGGUGCAGUCGCGAGCAGCGGUAUUCGCCCGAGGCGUGCGGGUUCUGCGGCCGGAGCGUCAUUGGGCGGAAGGGCAAGGGGUUCUGGGAGGGCGGUAAGGGUACGCGGGACCGUAAGUUGAUGAGUCGUAAGGACCCGAGGAAGUUUAAGAGGGUCGGUGGUGGUGCGGCUGCCGCUGCGAAGAAGGACUGA
Colletotrichum lupini is the source of this 2073-nucleotide messenger RNA. Its product is annotated as CHY zinc finger domain-containing protein. The coding region runs from base 1 to 2073 and encodes 690 amino acids. NCBI's taxonomy places the organism in Eukaryota, Fungi, Ascomycota, Sordariomycetes, Glomerellales, Glomerellaceae. The transcript has a single exon. Gene Ontology annotation, molecular function: zinc ion binding. The record is from RefSeq and is a predicted model, not a curated record.